Molecule: messenger RNA, 7548 nt
Organism: Culex pipiens pallens (northern house mosquito)
Lineage: Eukaryota; Metazoa; Arthropoda; Insecta; Diptera; Culicidae
Gene: spg
Product: dedicator of cytokinesis protein 4
Exons: 13
Coding region: 789-6887 (2032 amino acids)
Biological process (GO): small GTPase-mediated signal transduction
Cellular component (GO): cytoplasm; plasma membrane
Molecular function (GO): small GTPase binding; guanyl-nucleotide exchange factor activity
Source: RefSeq, a predicted model, not a curated record
GCGUAAACGUCGCUCGAAGAAAGUCGUCAUCGGUCGCUCCCAUCCCGUGUCCAGUGCAGAUUCCCCGCGUUUGUGUCGUUCCGAGGUGCGCGGCGCGGAUCGUGGUCGGGAAGACGGUGGUGGUAGGUGGAACACGGUGCAAAACGUCGCAGACUUUAGCUUGUAUUGGCAAGUUGACGUUUGUUGUGUUCAGUUGCGUUGAGGGCGAGCAAGAACCGGAAUCCGGAAUCAGUAUCGGCUCGGAACAAGGAUUCCGAGGAAUUUUCGAAGCUUUCAACGGGGAAGAAAGUGACAAGAAGCUGCGUGAAGGCAACAUCCCAAAUCGUCAUCGAGAGGCAACAUAGGGGGAACCGUUUUGCGGACGCGCGGGUGUGUGUUUUGGUCUCUGCUCUCGAUUUAUCGAUUUUUCGCCGUCGUCGGUCGGUGGCGUCCAGGUUUUCCUCGUCGGGAGCGUCGCGACGUCGCAAGUGUUUGUGAGUUGGAAAAUAUUUGCGGCAUAGUUUCCGCUGCCGGAAGUGGGUUUGUUGCUGUCGAUAGUGAUUGCGCGUGGAGUCUGUCUGACCAGUGGCCAGUGUGUGAGAAAGUGCCAAGUCGGAGGGGUCCAGCUUUCACAGCCUCCGGCUGCUGCAGUCAGCAUCUUUGUGUUUGUGCUUGAGCUAGCAACAAAAUAGUGACUAGUGGAACCGGGAAUCGAAAUAUCCCAGAUUUAAACGAUGGAAUAAGUGUACCAAACUCAAGAAUCUACCCCAGAAUCUCAACAAACAGGAAUCUCAAACCCCGGAUUAAACAUGUGGAUACCAACUAGCAAUAAAUACGGCGUCGCCAUUCACAACUGGCACGGCGAUGUCACGCACGGGCUCGCCCUGGACGUGGGCGAUUUCGUCGAGAUCCUCGAGGAAACGACGCACUGGUACCGGGGCACGUGUCCCCGGAAGCCGCGCAAAGUUGGCCUCUUCCCGAAGACGUACAUCCAGGCCCGGACGGCCAAGCUCGAUCCCGUCGUCGGCGAGUGCACCCUGGUGCUGCGCGAGUGGUCCGAGAUCUGGAAGAAGCUGUUUGUGGAACGCGAAGAAUACAAAUUCACCUCGCUGCGGAAGGUGAUGCUGGGCCUGCUGGAAAGCAGGCGGGAGCUGCUGUCGGCGACGCUCACCCAGGACCAAACGUACGACCUCCAGAUGAAGGUCAUCUCCAAGAUUGACUGGGGAAAUCGAAAACUAGGCUUAGAUUUAGUACCGCGAUUAGGUACGCUAGCGGUCGAUCCGCACAAGAUCGGUAUCGUGUCGUUGCACCAGGUUCACCAGGCUUCAGCCGAAAAUGCCAAAGCAGCUUCGAACCGUGGCACGUUGCGCCGCAAGGUCGGCAAAAAGGUGCUCACCCACCAUCUGUUCCUGUGUCUGCGGGACUUUGGCCACCGCAUCGGGGACGAUGCCGAAAUUUACUUCUACCUGUACGAUGGGAACACGAACAAGAUGCGCGCCCUGUCCGAGCGGUUUCUGGUGAAGAUCGCCAAGGAUGGGUUCUCGACGUACGUGGACACGUCGCACAACUGUACGGUGUUUACGGACCUGGGAUCGUCGGAUCUGAACCAGGAUCUGUACCUGAUUGCGAACGUGAUGCGGGUGGGCAAGAUGCUGCACUCGGAGUCGGUGAAGAAGGGGGACAAGUUUGUGAGCAACCACUCGUACAGGCGACCGUACGGCGUUGGAGUGCUUCCGCUUGGGGAGUUGGGUCAGUUUGACCAGACUGUGGAGUCGGAGGAGAAGGAGUACAGUUUCAAGAUCUUCCAGUGCGAAGAGAAGGACUACCACCAGUUGCACGAACUGAUCAUCAAGAAGGCUAGCGGGAAGUUUCAGCCGAUCAACGCGAGCACCCAGGGACAUUACGGGUUGGUGGUCUCGUUGAAGUUGAUCCAUGGAGGGUUGAGUCAGGCGAGGAUCGAACAGCCGGUCCUGUUCCAGGGUACUGCCAUUACCAAAAAGGUCGGUUUUCCCGAUGUGAUAAUGCCGGGUGAUGUGCGGAACGAUCUCUUCCUAACGCUGGAUCGUGGAGAGUUUGAACGGGUUGGAAUCAGUACGGCAAAGAACAUUGAGGUCACCACGCUGGUGCUGGAUGAAAAUGGGCGAAUCAUUCAGGAGUGUAUUGCUACGGCAGCUGGAAACCCGCUGCAAGCGUACUACAAAACCAUGGUUCUGUAUCACAACAAUUCUCCGGCGUGGAACGAAACAGUUCGGAUGUUUGUGCCGAUCGACAAGUUUAGCAAAGCUCACGUUCGGUUUGAGUUCCGAAGUUGUUCAACGCGGGACAAGUCCGACCCCAAGUUGUUCGGAUUCAGCUUUGCACGACUCAUGGAACCUGGCGGAGCAACGAUCGCCGAUGCGUCGCACGAGCUGUACGUGUACAAGUGCGAGGACAUUCUGAAGAUUCAGCCAAAUAUCUACCUUCGGUUACCGUGCUCAGCCAAUGACAAGCAUGCCCAUUUGUUGGAGUCCAACUCGCCGUAUCACCGCAGCUCAAAGGAGGCUUUCUACGUCACGACGAUGCUCUGCUCAACCAAACUGACCCAGCACAGUGACCUCCUGUCGCUGCUUCAGUGGCGCAAUCAUCCAGAACGAAUACAAGACUCUCUCCAGCGGCUGCUUCGAAUACAGAACGAAGAGUUGAUCAAGUUUCUGCAAGACGUCCUGGACGCCCUCUUUGCCAUGUUCUCCACCGACGAUGGAAACAGCACGCCCCACUCGGGACUCGUGUUCCACGUGCUCGUUUCGAUCUUCAGCCUCAUGCAGAGCAGCAAGUUCCAGCACUUUAAACCCGUCAUGGACGCGUACAUCAAGGAUCACUUUGCCGCUCCACUAGUCUACAAGGGAUUGCUCUCCUCCGUACAACACCUAGCCGACUGGAUGACGACCGCCGAGAAUCUCGAACCAAUCCUGCAGUGCUUCACCUCGCUCGAGUUCAUCUUCAAGCUGAUCAUCCAAAGCCGGAAGCUGUUUGCGCACGCUUCCGGAGGCCAAUACGAGGACAAGUUCAAGCACGACCUGUUUGCCGUGUUUGGUUCGCUCAACAACAUGCUCCCCGUGUCGGGCAGUCCGCACAUCCUUCCAACCCAGGAAGCCCUGCUCAGCUCGAUCGGCGUCGUUUUUGAACAGCUGCGCGCGAUCAUCACCAAGGCCGAGCUGGAAACCCUAGUCAAAACCAUGCUGGACGCCGUCCCCAAAGAUGCCCAACCGCCGCUCAUCCAGGCGAAGCUCAAAGCCAUCAAGGACAUGGUCUCCGGACAAAUGUUCCAAGACGACGACACCCGCUCGGUGAUCCUCAACAUUGCCUGCAAGCACCUGCGAACCCACCUGGCCCGAAGGGACGAACUACGGCUUUGUUCCGAAAUCCUGGCGGAAAUCCUCAUCAAACUGCACGAAGCCAAAGUAAAGUCCGGCGAAAAGCCGUCCAACGCCAUCCAGCACGACCUGGACACACUGUUCUCCAACAUCUUUCCAAACAUGAUGCAAACCAUCACCGUACUCGGCAACGGAGGCAACGAAUCGCUCGUCUGCUCGCUCUUCGCCGUCAUGCUCGGCCUGAUGCAACUCCUCGACGAAUCUCACUACCAGCGGAUGUGGGACCGGCUGUGCAGCGGAGGAAACAACAAAGACGUCAAGGAAUUUAUCCAGCAGUGUCUCAACAUCUUCAAGGACAUCCUCGAGCAGGACUGGAUCAUCUUCUCCAAGGACUGGCUCGUGAUGAAAAUGUCCGCCAACGAGGUGCUACGGAAAACCCUAGAAGAACUCGCCAAACCGCUCGUGUACCGUUUCCUCGGCCCGCAGUCGUUCGACUCCCAGCUGUGGUGGUCCUACUUUAGCGUAGCGGUAAUCUUCCUCACCCAACCGUCGCUCCAGAUCGAGCAGUACCACGAAACGAAACGGCGCAAGAUCCUGAGCACCCACGGCGACAUGCGCGUCGCGAUGGGCUUCCAAAUCCUGAGCAUGUGGGCCCAGCUCGGCGAACACAAGCUGCACUUUAUCCCGUCGAUGGUGGGCCCGUUCCUGGAGGUGACGCUGGUGCCGGAGCCGGCGCUGCGGAAGGCCACGUUCACCGUGUUCUACGACAUGAUGCAGUGCGAGCAGGUCUCGCGUGGAUCCUUCCGCUUGGUGGAAAGUGAGCUCAUAGACAAACUGGACCUUCUGAUCAGCGAAAACAAGGGUGACGAUGAGUAUCGCGAACUGUUCAGCACCAUGGAACAGUUGUGUCUAGCCUUGCUGGAACGCGUCCAGGCGGAGAAUCCCCCGUGGCGCGAGUCGGGCACGGCGUUCAUCUCGUCCGUGACGCGGCUGCUCGAGCGCCUGCUGGACUACCGCAGCGUGAUGCAGGGCGACGAAAACCGCGACAAACGCAUGACCUGCACCGUCAACUUGCUCAACUUUUACAACGACGAAAUCAACCGGAAGGAGAUGUACGUGAGGUACAUCUACAAGCUGUUGGAUUUGCACCUGGGCGCGGAGAACUACAUCGAGGCCGGGUUGACGUUGAGGUUGUACGCCGACAUGCUGUCCUGGGACAGCGAAUCCGUGUCGGACGAGUCGAAUGGGCCGCGCGAGUGGGAGCAGAAGGAGAAGAUCUACAAGAAUAUCAUCAACUACUUCGACAAGGGAAAAUGCUGGGAGAAGGGAAUUCCGCUGUGCAAGGAGCUUGCCAUGUUCUACGAGCGCAAGCGGUUCGACUAUAAUCGGUUGAGCGAUGUGCUGAUACAGGAGGCCAAGUUCUUCCAGAACAUCCUGACGCAGCUGCGGCCCGAGCCCGAGUACUUCCGGGUGGGCUACUACGGCACCGGCUUUCCAUCGUUUGUGCGGAACAAGCAGUUCAUCUACCGCGGGCUGGAGUACGAACGCAUCGGGGCGUUCAUCCAGCGGCUCCAGAUUGAGUUCCCGACGGCGCAGAUCCUCGACAAGAAGCACUACCCGCCGGACAGCUCGAUCCUGAACUCGCCCGAGCAGCGCUUCCACGUGGUCAACGUGCGCCCCAUCUCCGAUCCGAGCCAUCUCAAGAGUGCCAAAGUGACCGUCCCGGAGAAGAUCUCCAAGUAUUACGAGGUAAACGACGUUACCAAGUUCCAGUACGAUCGGCCCGUGCACAAGGGCGUCGUCGACAAGGAGAACGAGUUCAAGUCGCUGUGGAUCGAGCGGACGAUCUACGACAUUCAGCAGCCGCUGCCGGGCAUUCUGCGCUGGUUCGAGGUCACCAAUGCUUCGAUUCACGAGCUAACGCCGGUGGAGUUUGCCUGCGAGACGGUGGCCAACGUGAACAAGGAGCUGUCGGACUUGAUCGUGCAGUAUCGGCUGGAGCCGAAGCGUAAUCUGAACCCGUUCACGAUGCGGCUGCAGGGUUCGGUGGACGCGAACGUCAACGGUGGCUUCAACAAGUACCAGGAUGCGUUUUUCACCGAGCGUUACAGCAAAUCUCCGGAAGGACUCGGUCAGGCACUGCACGUUCAGCGGCUAAAGCGGUUGAUCUUUGAGCAGAUGCAGAUUUUGAGGCAAGCGUUGGAGCUGCACCGGAGUUUGGCUCCGGACGAGGUGCUUCCGCUACAUAACCGACUGUCGGAGGCGUUUUUGGAGUUGGAAAAGUCCACCGCCGAGUGGAAGACGAAUAUUAAUAUUCCGACGAAGCCGCUGCCGCCGUUGCCGAUCCAGCAGCAGUAUCACCAAUCUCAGCCGCACCAAGUUGGAUCGGUUCCCGGUGACCGAAGUUCCGCCCACCAAAAUUACUUUGCCGAAGAUCACGACGAAACGUACACCUACUUGAACCGGAAGACGCUUUCGCUUUCGGGGAUCGUUCCGAUGACGGCGAUGACUUCGUCCCCAAUUCCUGCUCCGCAAGUUCCGCCGCGUGAUUCGAUGUGCUCGUCCCCAUCGGCACCGCCGCUUCCCCCGCGAGGUCACACCCCGGACAAGCGCAACUCCAACCCGAUGCCAUUCAGCGAGUUUGAACAACACCAGCAGGGUUCGGUGCCGGCGAGGCCGCGCUCCAAAAAGUACUCUCUCUACGAGAUAUCUCUGAACGACAGCGUUGGUUGCUACGGCAGUCCGCGGAGUUCUGGCGAGCUCAAGCACUACGACCUCGGAGCGGCGGCCGCCGCGUCCUUCAACCGUGACUCGGGCAUUUCAACCAGCUCACAAGAACUGAACAACCUCAACGCCGGCGGUCAAACGCCAAGUCACCAUCACUACCACCAGCCAAUCACGGCGGUCGUCCCGGUGGGCGUUCCCCCGCCUCCACCCCUCGAAGAUUUCAACAUUUCCUUCAACGGUAAUGGAACCCCGUCGGCAACAACCCCCCGAGGCCACCAGAAAACCAACUCCAACCCGGAAGCGUACAACUUUACCACCAUCCAGGACCACAAAAUGAACUCGAUCAACAAUUCAAUCAGCAAGAUGUCCAACGGUGGCCAAGGCGCACCACCCCCUCCCAUCCCCCCGAAGUCCGCCUCGCUGCAGCAUCAACAUUCCGUUCCGUUGGCCACGACCCAUCACCUGCAGCAGCACCAGCGGAACCAGUCGCUGAACCUCAGCCAAAACUCGUCCUCGGACGGGGGCGACGGAAUCAGCUUGAACGACAUCAGCCCGGCACCGCCGCCCCAGUUCAACGACAACUUUAGCGACAACUCGUUCAGCGGGGACGAGUGCGAACUGCUCGGGGGAAGUGCGACCGCGGACACGGCCGCGUAUUGCGUGCCCAGGAUUUCCGGGACGAACAGUUUGGGCAGGAGGUCGGUGAACAAUGGGGACGGUGGUGGUGGUGGUGGGGUGGAGUUGGGAACGUCCCCGCCGACGAUGGCGGGUGGAGUCACGAUGGUUCCGAUGCGGCACGACGAUGACGAGGAGGAGAUUUUCUACUAGAGAGAGAGAGAGGGUGAGUGCAAUUUCAAGUCACGUUGGAACGGGGGAAACGGUCGUUCUAAACGUUUGAAUUGUAUAAAUAAGUUCCAAAAACGUAGGAUUAAGCUGAAAAAUUAUGCUUCUGUUGGUUGUCUGCGACGAUGAAUAAUAAAGCGAAAAGUAUCAACAUAUUGAUACAGACAUGAAACUAUUACAAAUGAAUACUUACGAAAUUUCUACCACAAUCGAAAAAUUUGGGGGGUCAAAUUUGGGAAUUCUUCAAACAUCAAGUUUGUUUAAUUGCUCCUAAAGUGGACUCCGGAAAAUUACCCAACUAAAAACUUUAUACCAACGAGCGUAUUUCAAGCUGAAACAAUAUUCGUUGUUCUUAAAAUUAAACAAAAUAAACAAACAAAAAAUAAUUUCCAAACAUAAAGCAAAUGGUACCAACGAUUACUGAUCAGGUGGCGCAACGCAGAGGAAGCAAUUAUUUUACGAUUACGCGGUGCGGUGGUGAUGCAGCGAAACACAUGUCGUCCGAAUGCCAAACAACAACAGCAAGGAUAGUAGUAUUUAAGGGUAAACAAUUAUUGUAACCGCAAAAAAAGAGAAGUAGAAGAAGAGGGAAUAAAAGCUGUGACCAUUAUACAACUCAUACAUAUAAACUCACGUAUAUUACUGG